Mus pahari (shrew mouse) is the source of this 1169-nucleotide messenger RNA. RefSeq names its product contactin-associated protein like 5-2-like. The transcript has 3 exons. Gene Ontology annotation, cellular component: cortical cytoskeleton; membrane. NCBI's taxonomy places the organism in Eukaryota, Metazoa, Chordata, Mammalia, Rodentia, Muridae. The record is from RefSeq and is a predicted model, not a curated record. The annotation marks the transcript as partial.
AGACUCUUGUGUUGGAUCCAGAAGUUGCUAAAGCAAAUACACUGGGUUUUGUUGGAUGCCUUUCCUCAGUUCAAUACAAUCAUAUAGCACCAUUGAAGGCAGCCCUCCGUCAUGCCAGCAUUUCACCUGUGACUGUUGAAGGGACUUUGACAGAGUCCAGCUGUGACUCCAUGAUAGAAUCUGAUAUGACUGGAGUGACUACUGUUAAUUCUCCGUCAGUUCCCUUUGGAAAGACAGAUGAGCAUGAACCACUCACAAAUGCAAUCCAGAGUGACUCAGCAUUCAUUGGAGGUGUCAUAGCAAUUGUGACAUUUAUCACUUUUUGUGUCCUUGGAAUCAUGGUCCACUUCCUCUAUCAGCACAAGCAGUCACACCGUACCAAUCAGAUGAAGGAGAAGGAAUACCCAGACAACUUGGACAGUUCCUUUAGAAAUGACAUUGACUUGCAAAACACAGCAAUCGAGUGCAAACGGGAAUACUUCAUCUGAACUGUUGUAGGGUCAUCUGGUCCUCUUUUUUGCAGAGGUUUCCAUCUCUUUUUCUUUUCUCUUUUCUUUCUUUUAGUUUAGGAAUUCUCUUUCUCUCACAUGCCAUUGAAUUUUUAGAAUACAUAUGUAUCUACCAAGAGCACCAAUCUCCUCAACCCAGUUCAGGAGAUCAGGUAGCAGUGGAUAUUGUAAUCCAUUGGCAUAUGUGUCAUUGUAAAAAUGACCACCAGGACAGAGACUUCACUAUUUUAAACAAGGAAGAGGCACACGUGCCCACAUGCAGAUCUAUUACUGUAGUCCAGUUUCUAAAUUUUACUCUUCAGAUUCUCAGGCACUUGGUCUUGCCAGCUUCUAUUAGACUUGAGCUCUGUGGUGUUUGCCUUUAACAAAUGUCCCUGGUCAAUAUUAUAUUUUUAGGUAUUAUGGCUUUAGAGAAGAAAAUGGAGUGUAUGUGUAUGACAGAGAAAGAUAUUGUCAGAUCACCUUUUAAGGGAUGAGUUUAUCAGGGAGCAGUUUCCCAAUUAAGCAGGAAAGUAUGAAGAAAAGAAAAUCUACCCAGAGAGAGCAAUAUUUGUUCUUUUAGGUUCCUUCUGAGAUAGGAGGGGAGUUUUGAGAUAUUAGGUUACAAAGAAAUGUUUGUAAAGUUGAUAACCUGUGUGUGUGCGUGCGUGUGUGUGUGUG